GAGGGGAAGAGGGUGUGAUCAUGCGAUGUUCAGCAGAGGGGAAAUUGUGAAAGGGACCUCACUGUAAAAAAAGCAGCCUGCAACUCUCUUGGCUUUCAGAGGAGAUUGAGCUCAGAGGAGGAGUUGUCUGAGAGUGGACCCCACUACCUGUCCAUCAGACAUGGAACCAAAGCGGAUCAGAGAAGGCUACCUCGUGAAGAAGGGGAGCAUGUUCAAUACCUGGAAACCCAUGUGGGUUUUAUUGUUAGAAGAUGGAAUUGAAUUCUAUAAGAAGAAAAGUGACAAUAGCCCCAAAGGAAUGAUUCCCCUGAAAGGAAGCACUCUGACUAGCCCUUGUCAGGACUUUGGCAAAAGGAUGUUUGUGUUUAAGAUCACUACGAACAAGCAGCAGGACCACUUCUUCCAAGCAGCCUUCCUGGAGGAGAGAGAUGGCUGGGUUCGGGAUACCAAGAAGGCCAUAAAAUGCAUUGAAGGAGGCCAGAAGUUUGCAAGGAAAUCCACCAGGAAGUCCAUUCGACUACCAGAAACCAUUGACUUAAGUGCCUUGUAUUUGUCCAUGAAAGACACAGAAAAUGGAGUGAAAGAACUCAACCUAGAAAAGGACAAGAAGAUUUUUAAUCACUGCUUCACAGGUAACUGUGUCAUUGACUGGCUGCUUUCCAAGCAGUCUGUUAGGAAUCGCCAAGAAGGCCUCAUGAUUGCCUCCUCACUGCUCAAUGAAGGGUACCUGCAGCCUGCUGGAGAUUUAUCCAAGAGUGCAGCAGAUGGGGCAGCUGAAAACCCUUUCCUGGACAACCCUGAUGCCUUCUACUACUUUCCAGACAGUGGAUUUUUCUGUGAAGAAAAUUCCAGUGAUGAUGAUGUGAUUCUGAAAGAAGAAUUCAGAGGGAUCAUUAUUAAGCAGGGGUGUUUAUUGAAGCAGGGGCAUAGGAGGAAAAACUGGAAAGUGAGGAAGUUCAUUCUGAGAGAAGAUCCUGCAUAUCUGCACUACUAUGACCCGGCUGGAGGGGAAGAGCCUCUGGGCGCAAUACACUUGAGAGGCUGUGUGGUGACUUCAGUGGAAAGUAACCCAGAUGUUAAAAGGAGUGAAGAAGAGAACCUCUUUGAGAUCAUCACAGCUGAUGAAGUUCAUUAUUUCUUGCAAGCAGCCACUCCUAAAGAGCGUACUGAGUGGAUCAAAGCCAUCCAGUCUAUCCAGAAACUUCUUGAGAGCCAUUGCUGCAGUGCUGGUUUUUCUUUUGAAGCCUUCUAUUAUUUACUCCAGCCUGAAAAGCUGUAUCUUCUGAGAAAAAGAUCUGAAUAAAUUAGGAGUAGGUAAGAGGCCCUCCCAUGUCCCCAAAGUCAGCCAAGCAUAUUCCAUCUCUACUGGAGGUUGAGCUGAGAACUCUCUAUCUUUGUCCCUUUGUUUGCCAUAUGUUAUAAUUGGGGUAAGGGAAAAUCUCCAAAUCUGUGAGAUUUAUUUCAUUGGAGUGUUUACCAAAAAAGUGGUUAUCUUCAUGCUUUCUCUCCAUGAAUGAUAGGCCUGGUAGCUGUGUGUGUUGGCUCAGCUCCAGAAGGUGCAGGUGCUGGACCUUAGGCUUUCUGGGUAUGGGAUGAUACAAAGACACCACUGAAAAGACUUACCUGAGCACUCAUGGUGAUGGCCAUAAGAACUGUGUGGAGCCUUCAGUUCUCCAGUUAGUGACAUUGUGGCCAUGCCAGGGAUUCAAAUAUAAGUUGUAGCAGAUCUUGUUCAGUCUCUGAAGGGCCUCAUUGACCCAUUGUCAACCAGAGGGGUCUAGCCUAAUUCUGAUUGGAUACCUGUUUCCAGUUUUUGACAUUUUUUUUUUUUUACUAAUUAGUGAUUCUAAUCCUAAAGUGAGAAAGAAGGCACUCAUCCAACCAGGUAUGUGAGUCAUGGUGUGCUUUCCAACACUAGAUUUAAAAUUUUAAGACCUCAGUAAGGAGAGUAGAACUGAUUUUAUUAACUCCUCUCUUUCCCUCCUGCAUUGCACAGAAUAUUUACAAGUUGUUCCUACUCUCAGAUUGUUUUAUCAAUGGUAUAGUGAUACCAUAUCUCUGAUUCUUCAGCAAACUAUCUUUUAUUAUCUUUGGCACAAAGUUCUUUAUAAAGAUUAUCUUUAGUAUCAUCUUACUAGAACUUACACUGUGUAUUAAACAACUUCCAAUGUUAAAAGUAUU
Molecule: messenger RNA, 2181 nt
Organism: Condylura cristata (star-nosed mole)
Lineage: Eukaryota; Metazoa; Chordata; Mammalia; Eulipotyphla; Talpidae
Gene: PLEK
Product: pleckstrin
Exons: 10
Coding region: 161-1303 (380 amino acids)
Biological process (GO): intracellular signal transduction; actin cytoskeleton organization
Cellular component (GO): plasma membrane
Source: RefSeq, a predicted model, not a curated record